Molecule: messenger RNA, 5160 nt
Organism: Nerophis lumbriciformis (worm pipefish)
Lineage: Eukaryota; Metazoa; Chordata; Actinopteri; Syngnathiformes; Syngnathidae
Source: RefSeq, a predicted model, not a curated record
AUGCAGAAGUCCAGCGGGGCGGCCACGCUGUCACUCUCUCUCCAGAGACUCUCUCCAAAACUACCAUGCAGGAUUAAAGUUUCCGGAGAUGGGAAAGGGAAGACUAAUGAAAUCCUGGAUGCUUUGCUGAGAUUUUAUCCCAUGCGCUCGAUUAGCAAUGCGCAUGUGAGUGACCGUCGCCGCCCUGACCCCAUGCCCGCCGCUAUGCUCCCCUGUCCCGCGCCAGCCGGGUCCGACUGGAGCUUUCAGAACCCGGUGGGAGUAGACUGUAGCUCCCCUGAGCCUCGCUGCAUCUGGGUUGCAGUUCUGCGCGGUGUCACUGGCCCGCCAGCGGUCAUGCCCGUUGGACUAUCUCACAUUAUGAGGAAAGCGAAAGGGCGGAGGGAUGGUCUCUCGUCGCCCGCCGCCGACAACAACCCCCGGCCGCCGAUGGCAUCUCGGACGGGCAAGGAGGGCGUCAGCAUGGUGUGGAAGGGCCCCCGCACACUGGUCCUUCGCAAAAACUCACAGGGCUUCGGCUUCACCCUGCGGCACUUCAUCGUUUACCCGCCUGAGUCCAGCCUGCACACAGAUCUCAAGGAUGAAGAGAACGGCAACGGAAAGGGUUUCCAGAAAGGCCGACUGGAGCCGAUGGACACCAUCUUUGUGAAGAAUGUGCGGGAAAAAGGUCCUGCUCACGAGGCGGGCCUGUGCACCGGUGAUCGUCUGGUGAAGGUAAACGGUGAGAGCGUACUGGGAAAGACGUACUCGCAGGUGAUCGCUCUCAUCCAGAACAGUGAGAGUGUAUUGGAACUCGCCAUCAUGCCAAAGGAUGAAGAUGUGCUUCAGUUGGUAAGUGCGUACUCCCAAGAUGCCUACCUGACCGGAAACGAACCCUUUUCAGGGGGAGCUGAGAACCUCCCGCCGCCGCCACCUAUCUGCUACCCCCGUGCCAAGACCAUGUCGCCUGCGGGCGUGCCCCCACCUGCCCCUAUGGGCCAGAACCAGCUGGAUAACUGGAGUCGCUGGCCCGGGUCCCCUAGUCCCUCCUCACCCCUAGACAACCGCUCCACUCUGUGCAGCCCUGCCAGUUGGCAGGACGGGCGCUCUGUGGAGCUGGGUGGCGUGGGUCACACCAGUCCUGCCCACCGCACAGAAGAGAUCCAAUAUGGCAUGACCGGGCAGCAGCCUCAGGGACAAACCAGGGGUCGGUCCUAUUCAUCAUCAUCAUCGUCAGGAGGACCAUUAUCUAGCCCGAUGCAGGUCCACUACCCUAAUCACCACCAUGGCGCCACCUCAACACAGGCCCAGCCGCGCAAGUCGGGCAGCUCGGCUUGGACCAGCCCGCCGCUUCCCCAUAUCAAUCACGGGCGAAACGAGCGCUGCCAUCAAGCUCUCUCAGAGUGGUAUCACAGCCAGGUGCCGGAACGCUCUGGACGCAAUAUGCAUACACGGCAACGUAGCUACUCCCAGGACCGCCUCAGCGAGUCCAGGAGGCACCCUCAGCCACAGCGGUCGGGCGGUUGGCCCCACAGUGCCUCGCAGGACACUCUGCUGGUAUUGCAGCAGUCAGGACCGGGGCCACAUGGAGAACCUUAUUGGUGUGGGGAGUGGGGUCCAGAUAGGGUCAAUUCUUCCACCAAUUACACUAGGACUCGCUCAGAAAACCAUCUGGUGCAGUUCGAUCACCACGGACAUUCGUUGGAGAUGUUGGACCGGCCAGCAGCUGGACUGAUUUCACCUCGUUGCGAGAGGUGGCACCAGCCCCCGAAGCCACCUCCCAGAACUGAUGUCCACCAGAGGCAUGGUGGUCCAUACCCUGCAACGCAAGCUCCUCAUUUGCCUCGUCACUCACAGCCGCACUCUAAGCACCCCACGCAGACCCAUUCUCCACCCCAACCUCAGCAGCCGCCCUCCAAAAACCGGCGGCUUCCUCCUGGCCAGAGCAUGGAUGAUCAGCCAGUGGGCUACCGCAGUUACAGCCCCUCCUUCUAUCGUAAGACAGGCCGCAUGAUGCAGCAGGCCCACUCUUUCAGGGACCCCUCAUACUCUGGCCCCCAUCUGAACUGGAACACCAGCCCUCCAGAAGUUGCGCCGACUGUCUCAGCUGUUACCCCGCUGGCUUCCACCUCGCCCGAAUCCCAGGACAGAGCGUACAGACCAACCAACCACGAGCGAGGGUCAGUGGAGGUUCCGCCGCACACCCAAGAGGUGGUGAUGCGGCAGAAGCCUCCUAGCGGACGGAGAAACGCACACGGCAUGCGCCACCCCCACUAUGCGCUUCCUAUGGAUGGCCUGGAGCCCUCCUUGUUCUCACCAGAACCCCCAGACUCGGCAGCCACCUCAAGCUCCUCAGGGGACACUGUGCCAAUUAAGGCAAAUGGCAACCUUGUCCCCCUCUCCCUGGAGGAUGAUUCGCUGGCAUCUAUCCCUUUCAUUGGCGCUAUUAAAUCAGGUCGCCGUUCCUCAUAUCUUCUAGCCAUCACUUCCGAGCGCUCCAAGUCUUGCGACGAGGGACUCAAUGCCUUCCGAGACGAAGGACGGGUCUUUUCGAGGCUACCAAAGAGAGUCAAGAGCUUCUUUACUGAUGGGUCUCUGGAAAACCUAGGCACAGCAGAGGAGGUACGCUCCAAGCGUCACUCCACCUCAGAGUUGGGCAAUAUCACGUACAGCGAUGUGAGGCGAGAAGGCUGGUUGCACUUCAAGCAGAUCCUCACUGAGAAGGGCAAGAAGGUGGGCAGUGGGAUGCGUCCAUGGAAGCGUGUCUUCUCAGUACUGCGCUCGCACUCGCUCUUCCUAUAUAAAGACAAGCGAGAGGCAGUGCUGCGUGGCGCCACGCUGGGCGGCGGCGCCGAGGACGAGCAGCCCAUCAGCAUCCGCGGUUGUCUGGUGGAUAUCGCCUACAGCGAGACCAAGCGAAAGCACGCCCUCAGGCUCACCACGCAGGACUUCUGCGAGUACCUGUUGCAGGCUGAGGAUCGAGAUCACAUGUUGGACUGGAUUCAGGUCAUCAGAGAGAACAGCAAGACUGACAGCGAGGAGCUGGGCUUUUCCAGGCAGGCGCUGAUCAAUAAGAAGCUGAAUGACUACAGGAAGCAGAGCCCAACGGGAAAUAAGCCCGACUCUUCUCCCAGGCUGUCCCGCAUGAAGCCACCUUUCCUGCUCGCCAAAACUGAAAAUGCACUGGGAGCACCACGCUCGCCCAAACCAGAUGUCAAAGAUGAAAGCAGUCCACCCAAGUCUCCGUGGGGAAUCAACAUCAUGAAGAAGACCAAGAAAGCGGGACCUAAAGCCUUCGGUGUGAGGCUGGAGGACUGCCAGCCGGGUGUCAACAACAAGUUCAUCCCACUGAUUGUGGAGAUCUGCUGCGGCCUGGUGGAGGAGAUGGGUUUGGAGUACACGGGGAUUUACCGCGUGCCUGGCAACAAUGCCAUGGUGUCUCUGCUUCAGGAGCAACUCAACAAGGGUGUCGACAUCAACCCGACAGAAGAGAAGUGGCAGGACCUCAACGUCGUCAGUAGUUUACUGAAAUCUUUCUUCCGGAAGCUUCCAGAGCCUCUCUUCACCAAUGACAAGUACAACGAUUUCAUCGACGCCAACCGAAUGGACGACGCAUCGGACAGACUGAAGACCAUGAAGAAACUGAUCCGAGACCUUCCUGAUUAUUACUACCACACGCUCAAGUUUUUGGUGUGCCACUUGAAGACUGUGGCAGAUCACUCUGAUAAAAACAAGAUGGAACCCCGUAACCUUGCUCUGGUGUUUGGACCGACGCUGGUGCGCACCUCUGAAGACAACAUGAAAGACAUGGUCACGCACAUGCCAGACCGCUACAAAAUAGUAGAGACACUCAUACAACAUUACCUCUGGUUUUUCAGUGACGAGCCAGAUAAGGAUGAAAAGACGCCAGUAGACACUGAGGAUGUGCAGCCAGCCCCCAAUAUCGACCACUUAUUAUCCAACAUCGGGCGAACUGCUCUGCUCGGCGACGCCUCAGACUCCACCAACAGUGAUUCCGCCAAAUCCAAGGGCUCCUGGGGGUCGAAGAAGGACCUCACCGCCAAGGACUUCCUGACUCUGUCCAUCAUGUCUGCGGUGACGGGUCGCAAGCGGCGCAAGCGUCAUAACGCUCGGCGGGUGGGCAGUAGCACAGACGACGACUCUGAGCACGAGCCCGUCAAGGCGGAGGAGGAAGAAGUGGGAGAGGGCGCUCCACACGCGGAGGGAGAAGAGGAUGACGACGACGAAGAAGAGGAGGACGCGGGGGAGAAAGAAGAGGUGAAAGAAGAGCAGGCGGUGGUACAGCGUGGGAAAGAGGAAGAGGAGGCUGGAGUAAGGGCAGACGCCCGUUCCAUCGUAUCGGGCUACUCCACGCUGUCCACGUUGGGCCGCAGCUUGGGGGCUGAGGACGCCGACGACGAGCACAGCGAGCUGGUGAGCGAAACGGACAACGAGAGCGGCUUCGCCUCACGGGAGCGUCCCGUGAAGCCUCCGACGCCUCCCCGCAAACCCUCGAAGGUCACGGUGGUCGCGCCGGAGAGGGUGGACGACAGCGGUGGUGGCGGAGGGGCGCGUUCCACCACACCGUCGUCCACGUCUUCUUCACACAGGGUGCACUCGCGGCCUUCCUUCAACUCGCACAAGCUCAUCCAGUGCGACACCCUCGCGCGAAAGAAGCUCAAAAGCGAUAAGAUGAAAGCCCACCCGCUUGACCUGCUGGAGAUCCCCGCCCCGAGCGCCUCACCAGAGGGCGACAACGCUCCCAGGACGAGGACUAAGACAUCAUUGGGAAGCAGCCAGGAGAAUCUUCGCCAAUCCCGCGUCAGGACGGCAGCCCCGCCGCCGCCAUCCGGCGAGGCGGCUUCAUUCGCUCCGGUAGCUAAAUCUCUGGCGGAGCAGGUGCGCGCACGCCUGUUAGGCUCGGCCGACGACCUGCGCAGCGUGGGCAUGCGCAAGCCGUUGUCACCCGAGAGCCGUCGGAAAAAGCGCGCCUGGCGCCGACACACUGUGGUGGCAUCGCCCACCGAGGUGACUAGCGAUAAGCGGCCGCCGCUCGCCACGACUGAGUUACAGCUCUGUGCCCUCACCCCCAAAACGGCGCCACCUCGGGACGACGACGGCGUGGAACGAGUGUCUUCCGGCCGUCAGCUGCCCACAUCCAGGUUCCAUCAGUACCUUUAA